This is a messenger RNA of Cryptococcus deneoformans JEC21, 4304 nucleotides long. RefSeq lists its product as hypothetical. The coding region runs from base 146 to 4204 and encodes 1352 amino acids. The record is from RefSeq and is a predicted model, not a curated record. The transcript is spliced from 5 exons. Lineage: Eukaryota; Fungi; Basidiomycota; Tremellomycetes; Tremellales; Cryptococcaceae.
AAAGAAACAACGAAAGAAGCUCCAAGCACAACACCAUCGUUCAUACCACUCCAAGAGACAGCCGUGGAGAGAGCGGCGACGGCGACACAGCACACAUAACGCGGCAGUCCUCAGGCAUCGCCGCAGGCUCGACGAGUCCAAUCUUAUGUCCUCCAAGUCGCAGCAGCCACCCACCGGCCUCUCAAAGUCGGCAGCGAAAAAGCGCGCAAAGAAGGCAGCAAAGCAGUCUCAGAAUCCUCAGCCACAGUCAGCACCACAGACGUCCUCUCAAACACCUGCCUCUGUUCCUCCUCUCCCCCCCGCCUCCGUCCCAGAUCCCCUUGACCCCGCGUUCUUCAACUUCCCAGGUCCGGGCUCGUAUCCCAUUGACGUUCAAUACGACGAUACUGCAUACUACGAUCAAGUCGACGUGCCGCUCAACCAAGGCGACUUCCCUGGCUCCUAUUCUAUCGAUUAUAAUCUUUCGCUUCAAAACGGCAGUCAGCUCGCCGGUUUGUCAGCUCCGUUCAACAUCACCCACGACGAUCUUAUCUCCGCUGCCAACGAGCUUUACAAGAGGAUGGCAGACCCGGAAUUUGGAUCAGACGAUGCCUAUUGGUCUUCAUUGCCGCCGCAUAUCCGACAGUUCAUCCGUGAUGCCGUGCCGUUUACGGGUUCCAUAAGUCAGAGCACGCCAGGUACUACUUCAAGCCAAAGGACAAUGUACCAGAUGGCACAGCAAAUAGUACAAGCCGCUAGCCAAGGGAUGGGCUUAGGCCACGGAAUGAGUGCAAAUCUCAUGCCUGGGAUAAAUGCCAAUGCCAGGUCGUUUCCCUCACCUCAGCAGACCAUAGGAGAGGAAUUCGGAUUCCAUCGUCAUCCUGAUACGAGAGAAGAAGAGUACGAUGAUGAAGAGGAGAUCGAAGAGGACCAGGGGCAUCCUGCGGCAAAUGGUGAUGCGCCCAAGAAGAAAAACAAGAAGAAGAAGAAGAAGGGAGCCAACGCAGCUUCUCUAUCUGCCCCAGUAGAACCUCCCGCUCCCCUUCCUCCCCUUCCACCUCCUUCUACUCUUUCAAAGAUUCCUCGUGCGCCCGCGCCUGUACCCCAACCUCAGCUUCCUACACAUCAACCCCAACCUCUCUCUCAACAACCGCCCUCACUUAAUCCUCUUCCGCCUCCCGCACCUGCUUCUGCGCCUACUCCUACGCCUCCCAGUUCCCGUGCAGCGGGCAAGCAGCCCAUGGGAACCAACCCUCCUGCUAAUCCCCCUGCUCGAUCAGCUCGUGCCGCCGGCAAAGCACCCGCCAGUGCAGCCCCGCCACACAACGCACACGCAGGUCACAGCCACAACCAUCCAUCGACUGCCAAGCCUGCUCCCAAGGGCAAAUCGCCUGCCACAGCGCCUCCUGCCAAGAUAUGGACCCAGUCUUCAGCUGAAGACCGAGAAAAUAUUAGGGUAUUCUGGCUUGGAUUGUCAGAAGCUGAGCGUCGGGAUUUGUUACGUAUAGAAAAAGAUGCGGUGUUAAAAAAGAUGAAGGAGCAGCAUCGACAUUCUUGUGGCUGUGCAGUUUGUGGCAGGAAAAAGGUUAACAUCGAGAUGGAGCUCGAUCAGUUAUACGAACAGUAUUACGAUGAGCUUCGUUCAUACGCAGCCGAACAGCGAGUCGCCGCUAACGGUCUUCGUCCACCCCCAAGUGGUGCCGGCCCUUUCCCAGGAAGCGUUGAGGUGGACGCCAGUGGUACCGUUACCCAAUAUGAUCAUCGAGCGCCGGAACUGCAUGAUCAUGAUCCAGACGAUCUUGAUGGCGAGGAAAGCGAAGAGUAUGAUGACGAUGACGAUUAUGCGGACGAUGAUGAAUUGGACGAUGAUGAUAUCGGAACAGACGAGGCUGAUGUAGGGGAUGAGAUUGAUGAACCUCCUCCUCCACCGCCUAUCACUCAUCGUCAACAGCCUCGGCGGCCUCCUGUGAAAGCUCCUCCCCGGUCUGAAGGUGGCGAUGAUUUCCUAUCUUUUGGAUCUAACCUUGCGACAAUCAAAGGUAUACUCACCAUUGCGGAUGAUAUGCUCAAGAACGAUGGAACUAAAUUCUUGGAAAUGAUGGAGCAACUGGCUAUCCGGAGAUCUGUAAGGGAAGAGCAAAAUUUAAGGGAUAUGCAGGAAGAAACAGAUGAGGAAGAGGAAGAGGAGGAUGAUGAUGAGAGUCGGGACGAGCCUAUGACGGAGAAAGAGCGCGCAGAAGAAGGUAAACGAAUGUUCCAGAUUUUUGCCGCGCGAAUGUUUGAACAGCGUGUACUGCAAGCUUAUCGCGAGCGGGUCGCCAAGCAGCGCGAAGAACAGUUGCUUCGCGAACUGGAGGAAGAAGAGGAUUCAAAGCGUGCUAAAGAAGAGAAGAAAGCCAAGGAGGCACAGAAAAAGAAGGACAAGAAGAAGGCGCAAAAGCAAAAAGCCGAGGAGGAACGCCUUGCUCGCGAAGCGGCCCUGGAAGAGGAAAAAAGGCAAGCCAAGCUCCGUAAAGAAGAAGCAGAGCGAGAGCGCAUGCGAAGACAGGAUGAAGAACGUGUUCGACGCGAAGCUGUGAAGCGCGCUGCUCAGGAAGAAGCACAACGCCAAGCGCUGGAACGUAAGAGAAGGCAACAGGAGGAGAAAGAAAGGGAAGAAGAGGCUGCAAAGAAAAAACGCGAACGCGAGGAGAAGGCCAAGAAAGAGCGAGAAGCGAGAGAGAAUGAGCUGAAGGAGAAGGAGAGGAAAGAACGCGAAAUUAAGGCUGCAAAGGAAAAAGCAGAAAAGGAAAGGAUUGCGAAGGAGACGCUUGAAAAGGCUGAAAGGGAUAGACUGGCGAAAGAAGCCAAGGAAAAGGCUGAGAAAAUCCGUCAAGAGAGACUCGAGGCCUCGCGGAUGGAAAAAGUCAGGAAAGAGGAGGCAGCCAGAAAAGAGCGAGAAGCGGUCGAGCAAGCAAAAAUUAUUGCUGCUCAACAAGCUCAACGGGAACGUGCUGCUAAAGCUGAAAAGAACACUGCCGACAAAGCAGCUGCUGAGCGGAUUUCCGCUGCUCGGGUAAUUCCUGUUGCUGCAACUGCGCCGGUUUUGGCGACUUUGGGCCUCAAGUCGCCCUCAAAGGGUUCUACUCCACAGUCCGCACCUCCUGUCCCUCAAUUGUCGCCUGUUAAAGGAGCCGCUCGUCCGAUCACCAAUGCCACUCCAGGACGAUCCAUGCAGAAAACUCCCACGGCAUAUUAUCCUCAGCCUGUUCCUCCUGUUGGUGUUGCCAGCUUCUCUAGGAUGCCUUUGGCUCAAAGCUUCGGUCCUCCGGGCCUCCGGCCCGCUUAUCCCACUGGGUCGCCUGCCUAUUCCCCUCCUCGUGCAAAUGGCUCUUCAAUCUCGCCUAACCCGCCUUCAAGAGGAUUCACCGAUCCGAGCCCGCCAGGGUUUGACCACAAUUUGCGCACAGCUCCCAUCGGUGUGGGAUUCCCUCCAGUCAAGCCCUCAGGUCGUAUCCCUUCAAUGGCGGAUGACGCGUUUUCUCCUACAGCUCCCAUCGGUGUGCCUGUGACUCGCAGUGUUUCCAGUGCAGGUGAAAUGGGUUCUCUCAUCUCUGGGUCGGUUACACCUGACGAUUACCGCCCUACUCCGCCUGCACCCAUCGCACCCCCUAAUCUGGGCCCAAUCGGACGUCCAUCAUUUUCAGAUGGACAGACAUCAGGACCGAACGUUCUCCGCUCCACAUCACCUCCUCCGCCUGAUCGAGUUCUAGGUUCAGCUGCUCUCGGAGCUGACGAUGAAAUUGUUCAACCCCAGCAACGUAGACCGACAACAUCUUGGGACAUGCCCACUGCCGCACCCGGGUCGGGUCGAUGGUCCGCUUCCCCGUCCAUAUGGGGAUCUGGAGAUCCGACGCCCGCGCCAAGUUGGGGUGCGCCAGGAAGUAUGCCAACAGUCGCAGAAAGGCCAGGUCCGCCACCCGGAUUAUCGCUUUCCCCCGGUGCGGGAGUGAAUGUUCUUGGUCAGAGACAACCUUCAUUCGGCGGGAUAGGUUCGUCUUUUGGUGGUGUAGGCGCUGUAGGAAGUGUGAUUGGUGGAGGAAUGGGUGGCACAGCCGGUAGUGGUCUGGUCCAGGGACAUGUGGGUGGUGGCGGAUAUUCGCAGGGACUUUUCUCUCCUCAGCAUCAACAACAGCAGCAACUGCAGUUACAAUUACAAUUACAACAACAGCAGCAGCAGCAAUAGCAGCAGCAGUAGCAUCUUCUGUAGUCAGGUCAUGACUCAGUAUAGUGAGAAGUUUUGAGGGUUUUGGCGGCGUAGUCAGCAAUCACUUCAUAUCAUGCAG